AUGUUUUCGGCUAAGACUUUCACUGUUUUAAUACUGCUGAUGUUAUUCUGUUUAACUUCUGACUGUGACGCUUGGCGAAGACGCCGUCGUCGUCGUGCUCCCCCGCCAUGUCCAGUGAAAAACUGUGAUAUCACUUUAUGGUCAUACUGGAGUUAUUGCAGUACAGACCAAUGUGGACAGCAAGGCUCUCAAAGUCGAUCAAGAACGGUUGUAUCAGAGCCAUCAUGUGGUGGAACAGAAUGCCCUGACAACCUUUCCGAAACUCGGCAGUGCUCUGGUAGUAAAGCAGUUGACUGCAAACUUAGCCACUGGUCAGAAUGGAGCGGUUGUACAACUGUUUGUGGCGUAUUAGGUACACAGUCCAGCGUCCGUCACCGAAUAACUAUCGAACAAUGUGGCGGUACCUGCUCAUCUUCCCUGAUAAAGACACGAUCCUGCCAACAGACCGGCUGUUUUAAUGGAGGAAGUCUUAUUGAGGGAGUAUGUUCCUGUAGAGCAGGGUUUUCCGGGGAUUGCUGCGAGCUGCAAGGGGAAACUUGGCGUUGCGGUGGACUGGGGCCAGUCGACUGCCAUCUUAGUUCCUGGUCGGAGUGGGGUCCUUGUACGACAAUGUGUGGUGUAGGGGGUAGGCAGACUAGCACUCGUCGCCGGCUGAUUACAGAGCAGUGUGGAGGUACAUGCCCCGGUGGAUUAAACUUAAAAAUAACACGAGCCUGUCCUCAGAUCAGAUGCUUUAAUGGAGGCAGAUUAAUGCAUGGAGCAUGUAAAUGCAAUGUGGGUUACUCUGGUGAUUGCUGUGAGUACACUGAGAACACUAAGAAAGAUACAGAUACAGAUACCAACACAGGCUCAAUCAAAAUCAAGGUCGCGAUUUCGGUGCCGGGAGUAGUAGUUUUGUUCGUCAUCAUCUUUUGUGUGUGCUGGCGUUAUUUUAAGGAAUGA
Pocillopora verrucosa is the source of this 942-nucleotide messenger RNA. The record is from RefSeq and is a predicted model, not a curated record. Lineage: Eukaryota; Metazoa; Cnidaria; Anthozoa; Scleractinia; Pocilloporidae.